Messenger RNA from Ostrea edulis (European flat oyster), 2226 nucleotides. RefSeq lists its product as uncharacterized. The transcript has 12 exons. The record is from RefSeq and is a predicted model, not a curated record. Gene Ontology annotation, molecular function: CoA-ligase activity. NCBI's taxonomy places the organism in Eukaryota, Metazoa, Mollusca, Bivalvia, Ostreida, Ostreidae. Bases 151 to 1896 code for a protein of 581 amino acids.
GUAUCCCAUUCAACAAACACAUUUGUACCUUUAAGGACACUCACCUGGGAAUUCUCCCGUAAGAGCCCCCGCGCCGAUGUAAACACAAGCAAUACUACACAAUCGUUGUGAUUUUGAGGGAGAUUCACUGCCUGAUCGUAUAUAUUGACGAUGCCCUCCAUGAAGACAAUGAAGCAGAUUGAAAGAGGCGGGAGACUCUUUCUGAGAACGUUAAAAUCCAACUGUUCUUCACAUAUUGGACAACGAGCAAAACGUACUUGUCAGUUAAAUCCAGCCAAUCUCAGACAGUUCAGUUGGUCUGCGGUUCAGAAUCAACUAUACACAUCUCGUCAUGGUGAUCUACAGUUGGAACAGAAGCCAUUGGGGCAAUUCAUGUUGGAGAAAUUUGAAAAAUUUGGUGAUCGAGUUGCUUUGGUAGAUUACCUUACAGACAGAAAAUACACAUAUGCUCAACUUCAAGCUGCUGUUGUGAAGGUUGCCAGUGCUCUGACAAGGUUAGGAUAUAGGAAAGGUGACAUCAUUUCUAUCCACAGUGUCAAUAUUCCAGAAUUCUCUGUCCUUCUCCUGGCUGCUGCUUCUGCGGGAAUUGUUGUCACUACUUCUAACCCAGCCUACACAGCAGGUGAGCUUUCCAGGCAGCUAGAACACGCCAAUGCUAAAGCAGUAUUCACUAUUCCUCAGCUUGUGCCUGUUGUUAAGGACGCUAUCGAAAGUUCCGAUGUAUUGCAAGGACUGGAAAAAAGUAUCACCGUGUUUGGGGAGAGUGAUGGCUGUCGACCCUUUGCUACUCUGAUGCAAGAUGAUGGAAAAGCAUUUCCUGAAAACGUUGUGAUCGACCCCUUGGAAGACAUUUGUGUGCUUCCCUACUCCAGUGGGACAACUGGACUUCCUAAAGGAGUCAUGUUAACUCAUAACAACCUUGUUGCCAAUCUACAACAAUUCAGACAAAUUCUCAAUGUGAGUGUGGAUGAUACAUCCCUCGGUAUUCUCCCCUUCUUCCAUAUCUACGGCAUGUGCCCUGUGAUGUUUGGAGUUCUGAUAGAUGGUGGGAAACUAGUAACCCUUCCAAAGUUUGACCCCGAGCAGUUUCUCAAGGCUUUGGAAGCUCACAAGGUAACACAACUUCAUAUCGUGCCACCCAUUGUCUUGUUUAUGGGAAAACACCCAAUUGUUUCCAAAUUUGACCUAAGUAACCUAAAAACGUUGACGUCAGGGGCAGCCCCGCUGGGGGAGGGGCUCUCUCACGAGGUCAUGGAUAGACUCAACGUCGUCAUCCGACAAGGGUAUGGCAUGACAGAGACCAGUCCUGUCACACAUCUUGAUGUCAUCCCACCCAACCCUGGAACAAUAGGACAAGUUGUUCCCAACACUCAAUGCAGGAUAGUGAAUCCUGAAACUGAUGAAGAUGUCCUGGAGGGAGAAGUGGGAGAGGUGUGUGUGAAGGGACCUCAGGUGAUGAAAGGGUACCUCAACAACCAGAAGGCCACGGACGAAAUGAUCAAGAAUGGAUGGCUUCACACGGGUGAUAUCGGUCAUUAUGUUAAGGAAAGAAAUGUUUUCAUGAUAACUGAUCGACUGAAGGAGCUCAUCAAAUACAAAGGAAAUCAGGUGGCACCAGCGGAGCUGGAAGAUCUUCUGCUUCAACAUCCAGCAGUACAAGAUGUCGCCGUUAUCGGACUUCCAGAUGAAGAUGGAGGAGAGGUUCCUAUGGCUUAUAUUGUGAAGAAACCCAACCAGGAAGUGUCGGCUCACGAUAUUGCAGCUUUUGUCGAAGGCAAUGUUGCACACUACAAACGAUUGAGAGGAGGUGUUGAAUUCACUGAUCAGAUUCCCAAGUCUCCCAGCGGAAAAAUUCUGAGGAGGAUUCUUAAAGAGUCUCUACCAAAACCAGUCUAAAGGGAGAGGAAACGUUUCUUAAGUACCCAGUUAAACAAUGCAAUUUGUGUGACAUCCACUGUGAUAGAUAUAUUUCUGUGUCAUCAAUGUCCAAAUCAUGUAUAUUGCACCAAUGUACUCAUAAUUAACAAACUUAAGAGUAGUUUGAAAUGCCCAAAUGGGAUAAUGAUACUAAUUCAAUAUUGUACCAUACAUGUACAAUUUACUUAUAAAUCAUUAUAUGUCUUGUACUAUUAAAAAUAGUACACAUACCUGUGUAAGCUUUGUAUUUGGUGUAAAUCCUAUACACCGAGUGGAGACAUUAUUGAUAUUAAAGGUGUAGAGGUUGUU